Arvicanthis niloticus (Nile rat) is the source of this 2284-nucleotide messenger RNA. RefSeq names its product dynein axonemal assembly factor 10. Gene Ontology annotation, molecular function: protein binding. The record is from RefSeq and is a predicted model, not a curated record. NCBI's taxonomy places the organism in Eukaryota, Metazoa, Chordata, Mammalia, Rodentia, Muridae.
AAGGCGUCCGGGUAGAGUGCGGCUAGGGAGGGAGAAACUGACCCAGAUAUGUUUGCAGUCUGGUUGCCAGGUUAGCGUUUGGUUGUAUCUGCACUAUGUCCACCUUCGAGAAGCCUCAGAUUAUUGUUCAUAUUCAAAAGGGCCUCAACUACACAGUGUUCGACUGCAAAUGGGUGCCCUGCAGUGCCAAAUUCGUGACGAUGGGCAACUUCGCCCGGGGCACCGGCGUUAUCCAGGUGUACGAGAUUCAACGCGGGGACCUCAAGCUGCUGCGGGAGAUUGAAAAGGCUAAGCCUAUUAAAUGUGGAACAUUUGGUGCCGCAUCUUUGCAGCAGAGAUUCUUGGCUACCGGAGAUUUUGAUGGAAAUCUUCAUAUAUGGAAUUUGGAAGCUCCUGAGACGCCAGUGUAUUCUGUAAAGGGCCACAAAGAAAUCAUAAAUACCAUAGAUGGUAUAGGUGGACUUGGAAUUGGGGAAGGAGCCCCUGAAAUUGUGACGGGCAGCCGAGAUGGAACUGUAAAGGUGUGGGACCCAAGGCAAAAAGGGGAUCCUGUAGCGAAUAUGGAACCUGCACAAGGAGAAAACAAGAGAGACUGUUGGACAGUGGCAUUUGGCAAUGCUUAUAAUCAAGAAGAACGUGUUGUCUGUGCUGGCUAUGACAAUGGGGACAUCAAGCUGUUUGAUCUCAGAAACAUGUCACUGCGGUGGGAGACAAACAUUAAAAAUGGGGUAUGCAGCUUGGAGUUUGACAGAAAGGACAUAAGUAUGAAUAAGUUAGUAGCUACAUCUCUGGAAGGGAAGUUCCAUGUCUUCGACAUGAGAACACAGCAUCCUACCAAAGGCUUUGCUUCUGUUACAGAAAAGGCCCAUAAAUCCACCGUAUGGCAAGUCCGGCACCUGCCUCAAAACAGGGAGCUCUUUCUGACAACGGGAGGCACUGGGAGUCUUCACCUCUGGAAGUAUGAAUACCCUACUCGUCGGUCAAAGAAAGAUUCAGAGGGCUUAGAGAUGGGAGUCGCAGGCUCCAUCAGCCUUCUGCAGAACGUGACUGUGUCUACUCAACCCAUCUCGAGUUUGGACUGGAGUCCUGACAAAAGGGGGCUCUGCAUCUGUAGUUCCUUUGAUCAGAUGGUGCGAGUGCUGAUAGUUACAAAGCUCCAGACCAUUUAACCCAAGGCUUUGAACUUGAAAUUGUCCAGAGGGUUACUCACAGAAUUUGAGUUGUGUUCUGCAUCCUCUGGCCACAUUGAAGAUGGUUGGAUUUGAGUGAUGAAUGACAGCCACAGGCACAAAGCCAGCCAGCCUCUAGCUUCUUUGGGUUUUUGGUGGCCUGACCAGCAUGCUGCUAGCAUGUGAAGGUACCACACACCAGGACCAGCUUUGUUCCUUGUUCCCAUGUUUCUACUCAAAAAAAUUAGAGCCAGGAGCUGUGGUAUUUACUUGUGAUGCCAGCUACUUAACAGGUUGAUACAGGUGGAUCAGUAUAGCCCAUAAGAUCAAGACCAGCCUGGGCAGCAUAUAGAGACCCUGCCUUUAAAUACAGUUGGUCACUGGCACUGAAGAGAUGGCUCACUGAGGAGAGUGCUGGAUGUUCUUGCUGAGGACCCAAAUUUGGUCCCCAGUAUCCAUAUCAGGUGGCUUACAACCCCUAUAACUUCAGUUGCAGGGCAUCUUAUGCCAUUUUCUGGCUGUAUUGGGCAGUGGUACUCACAGACACAUGUACAUUCUUAGAUUUCUUUUUUUUUGGUUUUUCGAGACAGGGUUUCUCUGUGUAGCCCUGGCUGUCCUAGAACUCACUCUGUAGACCAGGCUGGCCUAGAACUCAGAAAUCCACCUGCCUCUGCCUCCCAAGUGCUGGGAUUAAAGGCGUGCGCCACCACCGCCCGGCUCAUUCUUAUAAAUUUUUAAAAAAUUGUAUUUAAAUUUUGUAAAAUUUUUUUUAAAAAGACAAAGUCAGUAGUUAUUUAACUGUAUUUUAAGUUUGUUCUUUAUCUGCAAGGCUCUAUGCUUUCUCUGUACAUUUGUGCUUCCACUAAGAAUCACUUCACUUGGUCUGUAAAGUACCAGAAAGAACACGGUUCAAUUGGCCAGCCUGGAGAACUGUUUUUAGCAGUGUAACUGGUAAAAUACUGUGACUUCUAACCAUCUCUCUUUUACUCACAUAUAAGCCUUGGUUGUCUUUUGACUGUGGUAAGUGAUGAUUGAAGACUGGAAUGAUUUUUUUUUAAACCUUUUUGUCAAACCUUUAAAAUGUAUUUUUAAAAUAAACAGGUUUUUAAAAUAUG